AUGUACCAUAGCCAAAGGAACUCUCAUAUAAAUAGUCAAUCCACCACAAGACUAAAUCGAUAAUAAACGCAACAAUAAAAAGACUCCCCUGACAAUAACAGUCCAUCAACAUCCUCUGAUAAUCAAGUGUUUUUUAAGAAAAGAAUGAACAAAAUUCCAAGCAUUGAAAUUAUCAAGUACGAUGUCAAAAACAUGACUAUUUUCAAUUAGCGUUAAGAUGAAUAAAUUUAACCUUAGCAGAUUAUGCUAAGAUCACAAAUCCCAUAAAAUAUAAUGAAUUAAAAUUUGAAUUAAGGAAAAUACAUUAAAAUAAACAAAGAUAACGUGAAAAGAUAAGAUCUUAUCGGAAACAUUUCACAGAGCACUGAAGUUCUUUAAAAUUUUUUAGGUAAAAUAAGAAAUAACGAGUAGAAUUAAAAUAUCAAAUCAAAUCACUUACCUUAGUUCUCUAUGUACAGCUCGUAAAAUCUUUAGCAAGAUUUAAAGUGA
Stylonychia lemnae is the source of this 489-nucleotide messenger RNA. The record is from the annotation of a GenBank genome assembly. NCBI's taxonomy places the organism in Eukaryota, Ciliophora, Spirotrichea, Sporadotrichida, Oxytrichidae.